GCAGAGAGGAGGGACAAACGCUUCCACCUUUUAGGGGUGCGAUUUCCGCUUUUUUUCUCCCGGAGCGUCCGCCUCCUCCAUCUCUAUUCGCUCGUGAGCCCGGCCUGUUGUUUAUCUAUUGGACACCCUCAGGACGGAGUAGUUCGACGUUCUGAUUGGCUAGGAUUGCAUCGCGCGCGCGCACAGAGCCUUUUUUUUUUUUGGCUGGCCUUAAUUCGGUGCGCGGCGCUCGCUUUCAUUUGCGGCCGGUUGUUAAAUCGGCGGCGGCGAUGGCCGAGGGUGACCUCAACCACGUUCCCGACGUGGACAUCGAUCCCGACGGCGUCUUCAAGUACGUGCUGAUUCGUGUGACGCUGGAGGGGGAGGGGCCAGGCAAAGAGAUUGUGCGCGGCUACGCCUGGGCGGAGUAUCACGCUGAUAUUUACGAUGAAGUAGCAGAGGAGCUGGAGAAGCAGGGCUUCCGCUGUAAAUGCUUGGGUGGCGGCAGGAUAUCCCACCAGAGCAGCGCCAAGAAGAUCCAUGUCUAUGGCUACUCAGUGGGCUUUGGCAGAGCCAAGCACUCCAUAUCCACAGAGAAGCUGAAAGCCAGAUACCCCGACUAUGAGGUCACCUGGGCGGACGAAGGCUACUGACGGCAGCAGAUACCACUCCAACGGGUCCUUGACGAACUUGCCUGGCCUGCUCCCUUCCUUGAUGGUGCUGCAUAUACAAACUGCCAAGGGAAAUGGGUUGGUUUUCAUGCAGAUGGAUUGCCAGUGUUGUGCCAGUUCCUGGCUGCUUACACCAAGCCUAUGUAUGAACAGAGAAAAAUAAAUUAUUCCUGCCAUGA
This is a messenger RNA of Heteronotia binoei (common prickly gecko), 829 nucleotides long. It is a transcript of the gene PHPT1, whose product is annotated as phosphohistidine phosphatase 1. Gene Ontology annotation, molecular function: protein histidine phosphatase activity. Gene Ontology annotation, cellular component: cytosol. Bases 270 to 632 code for a protein of 120 amino acids. The record is from RefSeq and is a predicted model, not a curated record. The transcript has 3 exons. Gene Ontology annotation, biological process: peptidyl-histidine dephosphorylation. NCBI's taxonomy places the organism in Eukaryota, Metazoa, Chordata, Lepidosauria, Squamata, Gekkonidae.